This is a messenger RNA of Lasiosphaeria miniovina, 996 nucleotides long. RefSeq lists its product as uncharacterized. Gene Ontology annotation, cellular component: fungal-type cell wall. Gene Ontology annotation, biological process: fungal-type cell wall organization. The record is from RefSeq and is a predicted model, not a curated record. Gene Ontology annotation, molecular function: structural constituent of cell wall. The coding region runs from base 181 to 822 and encodes 213 amino acids. The transcript has 3 exons. NCBI's taxonomy places the organism in Eukaryota, Fungi, Ascomycota, Sordariomycetes, Sordariales, Lasiosphaeriaceae.
ACCUGACUGACGCCUCACCCUCGCCUCGCACCAGCGAAACACGGCUACCUUCCUUCGCUCGCUCGCUACACCCCCCACUCCCGCAACGCCGCGUUUGUGUUUGUCCCUACAAAACCGCAACACCCCCGAGAAUCCAAGUAGCUUCCUACUGCAAGAGGUCAUCGUCAACGUCGCGUCAAUAUGAAGUACCAAGCACUAGCUCUCCUCGCCACCGCGGCCUCUGCGGUCGCCCAGGGCGUCACCGACAAGAUUUCGCCCAAGGAGUCGGCGCCCGACGGAUGCCAACCCAGCGUCGACGGCAAGUUCGAGAUCGCCAUUGUCGAGACGGGAUCCAAAUCCAAGCGAGAUAGCUUCUUCCAGAAGCGCGCCAGCUGCUCCGGCGACGGCAUCCUCGUUGCGGGGCUCUCGGACGGCGUCAUCAGCGACGCGCAGGGUCGGAUCGGCUACAUCGCGAGCAACUACCAGUUCCAGUUCGACGGCCCCCCGCAGGCGGGCGCCAUCUACACGGCCGGCUUCUCCAAGUGCGGCAACGGCACGCUGGCCCUCGGCGGCUCGACCUCCUUCUACCAGUGCGCCUCGGGCAACUUCUACAACCUGUACGACCGCUACUGGGCCGCCCAGUGCUCGCUCGUCGAGAUCCUGGUCAUGCCCUGCGGAGGCGAGGAUUCCGCCGCGGGCAAUGCUGGUGUGAUUGUCGGUACCUCGAUCGUCGAGACCACUGUCGUCGUGCCUCUGGCGUCGGCGCCUUUUGGUUCCUCUGAGCGACAACGCUCGAGUAGUUUGAUUGGGGGGUGGGAGCUGCUCUUACCGAGGCCAUUUUAACGCCAUUCAACAGAAGCGACUUUUUUCCGAGGUUGGAUCUGGAUAAUGGGAGGUUUUCGGGCGAGGCGCGUAUACGCCGUCAGCGAUAGCUUUUUGCAGACGCAAAAACGCACACAUCUCGGGAGCGACGCUUAGGAUUUUCUUCUGUCAUUUUUCUUUCUGGGUCAUUCAGGG